Molecule: messenger RNA, 321 nt
Organism: Haemonchus placei
Lineage: Eukaryota; Metazoa; Nematoda; Chromadorea; Rhabditida; Trichostrongylidae
Source: the annotation of a GenBank genome assembly
AUGCCAAGGACACUCUACAGAUAUCAGCUACCACCUCAAAUGAUGUAGGUCCCAGGGUAGGAGGAGCACUGGGGUGGGUGUGAUGGUUACCUCGAGCAGAAAGCUGGGCGCUUGAUAAAAUCAGGCCUCCAAACUGGAAGACAGGCAUAUCCAACGCUUGAUGAUAUAGUGAGCGAUUGGAGUGAGAAGGAAGAGAGCAAGGACGACAAGAAAGGAUCAAGCGAAGCCGGAAAAGGCUCAAAAGGCUCAGCGGAAGAUAAACCAAAAGUUGAUUCAGUGGUUAAGGCUGGUGAGAAAAAGGUUAAAGAUGGUGUUCAAUGA